AUGCUGUACUCACCGGCACUGAACAGACGGCAGGUCUCUGAAAAUCGGCAAUCAGGCAACCCCCAAGCGAACAAGGAGACACUGAGCAGAUGGCAGGUCCCUGCAGAUCGGCAAUCAGGCGACUUCCAAGCAAAGGAGGGGCAUCAUGUGGACAAACCAAUGCGCCGUAGUCAACGGUCAAUCAACCCACACCCCGCAAAUAGUGCUGGGUUGUUCAAACGUACCCGAGCUGAGGUUGCAAAGAGCGCACAGGCCAAGCGCUCUGCAAAGGCCAGCGUUGUACAAGCUAAGUCCCAGUCUACAGAGGCAGCAAAGAAGUCUGAGGCUGAAGGGAUAAAGAAGUUGGCUCAGCUUGAGGAUCAGAGACGUCGAGAGGAUCGCGCUGAAGAAGCUUAUCUCAAUGCUUCAGUAGACGAGAGAGACAGGAACGAAGACAUACCGGCGACAGAUGGAUUGGUUGAAGCUAAUAACUUGACAGCUAUGGAUGUUGAUGAUAGUAUUCAUGACAGGAAGAUCUCGUACCAGAGGCACAUUCACGAAGAUGAAGAGGACGGCGGCAUCGUCAGCGACGAUAUGGAUGUGAUGGAUGGCUCGACCAAGUCACCUGCCAGUUCAAAAAAGCACCGUACUCAAGCAGAAAAGCGCAAGGCAAGGGCAGCAGAGGUCCGCCUAUCAGUAUCUGCUGUACGAGAAGUAGCGCGAGCCCCGAAACGAACCUUAUUGACUGCGGAAUUGUCCAAUUUGUCCGCACCAGCAAGAAAGAAGAGUAAGGGAGCACAACAUUCUGCUCUCGAGGCAGACUGGCGCGAGAAGGUGUCUUCUAAGCUGAAGGGUCAUACCGCUACGUCCCCUUCACUUCAUUCGAAGACACCCUCCUGCAUGCUGCUUCCCUCUACCCUCAUCCAACAAGCUCGCCGAACUCCGUCCGUUCCCCAGGCUACAAUUCGCCGCAUCAAGCCUCGAAUCUCUCGUUCAGAAGAGAGAAAUAUCGACUCUGAGGAGGGGAGUCCGGAUUCAGACAUAGAAGGGGGAUUUACGGAUGUCAAUGUUGCUACACCUAAGGAGGAUGCCAUGAAGGCAAAAGCGUCUACUCGUAAGCUGAACACGGUCGUUGUCGCACUGAAUGAGGACGAAACACCCGUAGACAUGAAUGCCUUGCGUCGGCCACGAUCUCAAGUCGGUCCAGCAAAGUCACUCUCGAAAUCACAGCUUCCUGAGUGGGCGAAGAAACACUGGGACUCCAAAAUCAUUCCGACUCUUCUUGACUUCUACGGCAUUCAAGACGACCCCUGGAAUCUUGACGGCGACGAUGGCGUGACGCUUUUCCGUACAGCCCUUCAGCAAACCAUCAACUUAGUUUGUCCUGGUAUCAAGUACACACCGAUGCCGGUCCGCGAUAAAGUCUAUCUCAUUGCACGCCAGGCCGUCUAUGAUUGGCAUCGCAGGUUUCAAACGAAGGCCAUCCAGGCAGUGAAGUCUACUGUCGCUUCUUUGGGCAAUAAGAACACUGUGAAGGCUUUUGUCCAGAAGGCUUUACAGCCCAAAUACGGGGCUGCGUACUGGGCUACGCCAGAUCCCGAGCGCCCCGAGGGUGCAAUGCAAUCAAUCUAUAUUGUGAAGGUUCUAGCAAUGCACGUCAAAUCGACGCAGGGGUCUAUUUUCACACAGAAGUAUUACCCUGUCGGGUCGCUCUGUCUUGCUGUACUGGCCGUUAAACGCGCGUUUUUAGCGUAUUCCACUGGUUCCUUCAAGCCUUUAAACACGAGCUUCUCAGAGGAACACUGUGGAACAAAGACACAGGACUUGCGGCAGGGACUCACGAUUCGGACCUUCCUCAAGAAACCACACCGACAGGACGAGCUGGCUGAACGAAUCAGCCGUUAUUUGGCAAACGGCGAUGACAUUGAGGAUCGGGGCUUUGACGACGACGAAAACGCGAUCGUUGACCGUAGCAGCCCCCCUCCAAGUAACGAUGAGCACGAUCUAUUGGAUGACGACAGACUUAAUGACAGCGACGAUCGGUAUGCCGAAGAUGAUGGUAUGAAUAAUGAUUAUGAGGACAAUGAGGAUUGUCUCGAUCGCACUCAGUGUGGUGAGACUGACGAGGAUGAUUACGAUGACGCUUGA
Messenger RNA from Heterobasidion irregulare TC 32-1, 2127 nucleotides. RefSeq lists its product as uncharacterized. The coding region runs from base 1 to 2127 and encodes 708 amino acids. Lineage: Eukaryota; Fungi; Basidiomycota; Agaricomycetes; Russulales; Bondarzewiaceae. The transcript is spliced from 7 exons. The record is from RefSeq and is a predicted model, not a curated record.